UGAAUGAUACACAGGUUGAAAAACUCACUGUAUCUUACUUUCAUUUUUGCUUUUAAAAAUGGCUGCGUUUAUUUUUUUAAACAGGCUUAUAACCCACACCAUGGAUAACUUAUUGGACUUUGCCUGAAAGGAGUCAUUAGUGACAUUGGAUAUUUGACCGUCUUGGCCACAGGUUUUUCAGAAUGAAUGGAAGAUCAUGCAGCAUGAGUCUCCACUGGACAUCGGGAACCCCACAGGGGCCUAGGAUGGUCAGUGGUCACCACAUUCCUGCCAUCCGAGCCCACUCCGGGACUCCUGGCCCCUCGCCCUGUGGCAGCACAUCGAGUCCCACUAUGGGAAGCCUUGCUAACAACCUCCAUCUCAAGAUGCCCUCGGGAGGAGGGAUGGCUCCUCAGAACAACGUGGCUGAGAGCCCCAUCCAUCUGCCUGCCUUAAGCCCCAGGAGACAAAUGCUCACCAAUGGGAAGCCGCGAUUCCAGGUCACCCAGGCUGGAGGCAUGUCAGGGUCACAUACUUUAAAGCCAAAGCAGCAGGAGUUUGGAAGCCCUUUUCCUCCAAAUCCUGGGAAAGGGGCUCUUGGCUUUGGGCCUCAGUGCAAGUCCAUUGGAAAAGGCAGCUGCAACAAUCUAGUGGUCACCAGCAGUCCCAUGAUGGUUCAGCGACUGGGACCCAUUUCACCUCCUGCAAGCCAGGUCUCUACAGCAUGCAACCAGAUCAGUCCUAGCUUACAGAGGGCAAUGAAUGCAGCCAACCUGAAUAUACCUCCUUCAGAUACCAGGUCCCUUAUUUCGCGUGAAUCUUUGGCGUCCACGACCUUGAGUCUGACGGAAGGUCAGUCGCCCUCGGGUGUGAAGCAGGAGUGGUCUCACGGCUACAGGGCCCUCCCUUCGCUCUCCUCCAACCGCGGCUCUCAGAAUGGCCUUGAUCUAGGGGAUCUCCUUGGCCUUCCUCCCGGGACAUCCGUGUCCAGCAAUAGUGUCUCUAACUCAUUACCAUCCUACCUUUUUGGCAUGGAAAAUAGCCACUCUCCUUACCCUAGUCCUCGGCACGCAUCCACCAGGUCCCACUCGGCCCGCUCUAAGAAGAGAGCCCUGUCCUUGUCCCCGCUGUCCGAUGGCAUGGGGAUAGAUUUCAAUACCAUCAUCCGCACGUCGCCCACGUCCUUGGUGGCCUACAUCAACGGGUCGAGGGCUUCCCCGGCCAACAUGUCCCCGCAGCCAGAGGUCUACGGGCAUUUCCUGGGCGUGCGCGGCAGCUGCAUUCCCCAGCCGUGCCCGGUGCCCAGCGGCCAGAAGGGCGUGCUGGUGGCCCCUGGAGGCCUGGUGCUGCCGGCCUACGGCGAGGACGGGGCCCUGGAGUACGAGCGCAUGCAACAGCUGGAGCACGGCGGCCUCCAGCCGGGCCUGGUCAACAACAUGGUGGUGCAGCACGGCCUGCCGGGCCCCGACAGCCAGCCGGCCGGCCUGUUCAAGACCGAACGCCUGGAGGAGUUCCCGGGCAGCACCGUAGACCUGCCCCCCGCGCCUCCUCUCCCUCCUCUGCCGCCGCCCCAAGGUCCCCCACCCCCUUACCAUGCCCACGCGCACCUUCACCACCCGGAGCUCGGGCCCCACAGCCAGCAGCUGGUCUUGCCCCAGGCCGCCCUGGACGACGACGGGGAGAUGGACGACGUCGGGGGCAAGCAUUGCUGCCGCUGGAUCGACUGCAGCGCCCUGUACGACCAGCAGGAGGAGCUCGUGCGGCACAUCGAGAAGGUCCACAUCGACCAGCGCAAAGGGGAGGACUUCACUUGCUUCUGGGCCGGUUGCCCUCGAAGAUACAAGCCCUUCAACGCCCGCUAUAAACUGCUGAUCCACAUGAGAGUCCACUCCGGGGAGAAGCCCAACAAGUGUACGUUUGAAGGUUGCAAGAAGGCCUUUUCAAGGCUUGAAAAUCUCAAGAUCCACUUGCGGAGCCACACAGGCGAGAAGCCGUAUUUGUGCCAGCAUCCGGGUUGUCAGAAGGCCUUCAGUAACUCCAGUGACCGCGCCAAACACCAGCGGACGCAUCUGGACACUAAACCUUAUGCUUGUCAAAUUCCAGGAUGUACCAAACGCUACACAGACCCAAGUUCCCUAAGAAAGCAUGUGAAGGCACAUUCUUCCAAAGAGCAACAAGCAAGGAAAAAGUUGCGGUCCAGCACAGAGCUCCAUCCAGACCUGCUCACAGAUUGCCUUACCGUGCAGCCCCUGCAGCCGGCCACUUCCCCUAGAGAUGCUGCUGCUGAAGGGACCGUGGGACGCUCCCCUGGACCCGGGCCUGACCUCUAUUCAGCUCCCAUUUUCUCCAGCAAUUAUUCAAGCCGAAGUGGAACAGCUGCUGGGGCCGUACCACCCCCACAUCCUGUCAGUCACCCUUCUCCAGGACAUAAUGUACAGGGGAGCCCCCACAACCCCUCCUCCCAGUUACCUCCACUCACAGCUGUGGACGCAGGAGCUGAGAGGUUUGCACCUUCUGCUCCAUCUCCUCACCACAUCAGCCCCCGGAGAGUUCCGGCUCCUUCUUCAAUACUGCAAAGAACACAGCCUCCCCAUACCCAGCAGCCAUCAGGUUCACACCUGAAAUCCUAUCAGCCAGAAACAAACUCUUCUUUUCAACCAAAUGGUAUCCACGUCCAUGGAUUUUAUGGGCAGCUGCAGACGUUCUGCCCCCCACAUUACCCUGAUUCCCAGAGAACUGUGCCGCCUGUCAGCUCCUGCAGUGUGGUGCCUUCCUUUGAGGACUGCCUGGUCCCUACAUCCAUGGGCCAGGCCGGUUUUGAUGUUUUCCACAGAGCCUUCUCGACUCACUCGGGCAUUACAGUGUAUGAUUUACCUUCAAGUUCCUCGAGCCUCUUUGGGGAGUCUCUCCGCAGCGGGGCUGAAGAUGCUACCUUCUUGCAGAUCAGUGCUGUGGACCGCUGUCCCAGCCAGCUCUCCUCUGUCUACACCGAAGGCUAAAAGCUCUCUUGGCCACUCCUGCACACCCAGGACCUUGAUGUUGCUUGCCACCUUUUGUUUUCGUACUCUCACAGACUGCAUGAGGAAGGAUGUCAGCCCAAUCAGCAGGACCUGCAGAGUCACUGAUGUUCUUUCAGAAGGCAGGACUGAAUGGCAGAGCUAGCUCUGCAGGAAUCAUUGCAGUUGCUCCUUUUUCUCUCUGGGUUUCCUGGACUAUGUGACCAGGAGGACUGUCUUUUCAAAGGGAAUUUAGAGCCUCACUCUACUGGAUACCUGUUACUUCCUGGCUGUCAACCCUUAAAGGACCCCAAUGAAAUGAUGUGCAUGUGAAAAUGUAGUUUGGGGAUGACCCUGCCUGAAAACUCCAAACAGGGAAAAAGACCUCAAUUACCAGAGGCAUAGUGACCUGCCUCACCUAAUCCUCACCCUUGCUGCUCCUGAUGCAAAGCCAGGCACAACAAGGGAAAUCCAUGUCCAAAGCACAGUGCAGUCUCAACUCUUAGAAACUCCCUGGGUUUCCCUUUUCUCUUAGCCACAUGCUAACCAGUUGCUUCUCAGUGUUUCUUUAAUAGAAAAAUAAGGUUUUAUAUGCCAGCAGCCUAUCUUUGUUUUUGCAUUUUAAAGACUUAGUUAUUUAUAUGUACUUUAAAAUGAAAAAAAAAUAUGUAAAGGUCUGUUCUUUGAAUGGAAAUCAUUAUUAUUGUAAUCACCUCAGCUAUAGACAUUUUGCACAGCUGUGGUUCUGCCUGGCCCCACCUCUGGCAUGUUAGUUUUGCAGUUAGCAAAGGCUACCUGAGGGAAAUGGAGUGGGCACCUCCCGCACCAACAGUCCUGUAGCUGGAACCUUCCUGGGUUGACUGUUUAGUAACUCCACCUCAAAGACUUUGUUCAAAGAAAAACGUUGUUUGACUGGUUUACCCAUUGCCUCCACUCUGGUGCUGCACCCAGAGAAGUGCCAGAUGUGAGAACUGGGACAGACUGAGUCGUGUGCCAGCUUCCCUUGGAAAACCAAACCUAAUGAUGCUUGACUUGCAGUGCUCAGAUUUUACCAACGUUUUUCAGGAUAUCCACUCCUCUGUCUGUCUCUUCCCUAUACUUCUCUCCACCCUCUUUGUGCAUCCCUCUUACCCUCUUCCUGACUGUGGUUCAGAUAUCCCCACCAGCCGCCACUGUCUGAUCAUCUUGGGAAGGUAGAAGUGACAGUUCUCGAAAGGUCUACAGAAAGAGGCAAUUCUUUUUCUGAGUUCCAGUUUGAAGGCCUGGAAUUUUCACAUAGCACUUGGUCGAAAAUAUCAAGCCUAAAUAGGAAGUCACUUUCUGUGACACCUCUACAUAGCUAUUACAGAUCCUAAGUCCUAGGGCAUCAGCUAUAAAAAUUGGCCAGUCACAAGGACACAGUUAAGUUCUAACAUUCUGGUACUAUCAUAUUUCAAAUAUUUUUUCUUACUUUUUAAAAAUGUUUUUCUGAACAAAAGUGAAACAAUGCCAUUUGUCAAA
Molecule: messenger RNA, 4475 nt
Organism: Nomascus leucogenys (northern white-cheeked gibbon)
Lineage: Eukaryota; Metazoa; Chordata; Mammalia; Primates; Hylobatidae
Gene: GLIS3
Product: GLIS family zinc finger 3
Biological process (GO): regulation of transcription by RNA polymerase II
Cellular component (GO): nucleus
Molecular function (GO): DNA-binding transcription factor activity, RNA polymerase II-specific; RNA polymerase II cis-regulatory region sequence-specific DNA binding
Source: RefSeq, a predicted model, not a curated record